Messenger RNA from Mobula hypostoma (lesser devil ray), 2666 nucleotides. It is a transcript of the gene prpf31, whose product is annotated as PRP31 pre-mRNA processing factor 31 homolog (yeast). Gene Ontology annotation, cellular component: U4/U6 x U5 tri-snRNP complex; U4 snRNP; precatalytic spliceosome. NCBI's taxonomy places the organism in Eukaryota, Metazoa, Chordata, Chondrichthyes, Myliobatiformes, Myliobatidae. Gene Ontology annotation, biological process: mRNA splicing, via spliceosome; spliceosomal tri-snRNP complex assembly. The transcript has 16 exons. The record is from RefSeq and is a predicted model, not a curated record. The coding region runs from base 874 to 2388 and encodes 504 amino acids.
CUCUCUCCUCUACUUCACCCCCUCUCUUUCCUCUUCCCAUCUCCCCUCCCCUUUCUCUGUCUUCCCUUCUGCCGCUCCCUCUUUCACCCUCUCUCUCCCCUUCUCUGUCCACCUCUCUUUCCGCCCUCCCUCUUCCUCCUCUCUCGGCCACUCUCUCCCCGUCUCUACCUCUCUACCUCCCUCCCUCCCUCCCUCCCUCUCUCUCUCUCUCCCCCCUCCCUCUCUCUCUCUCUCUCUCUCUCCCUCACCCCCCACCCCCUCCCCUCCCCCCUCCCUCAGUCUCGUCCCCAGCCCUGGAUCCCUUGACUGCGAGGAAUGCCAGCACUCAGCAGCUGUGGCCGACAAGAGUGCCCUCGGAAACAUCUUUCUGUGAGCUGUCAGGGGUUUGACAAAUACGGAUAAUCAGGAGUUUACGACCCAGGCCCACACUCUCCCCGACGUUACCAGUCCUGGAGGAGGGAGCGAUACUAUGGGAGAUGUGUGUACUCUGGGGCCCACCCAACCCCCUCCCUCGACCCAGACACAGCAAAAGACCUACUGAUAAAAGAACUCAAACACGAGGAAAUCUGCAGAUGCUGGAAUUUCAAGCAACACACAUGAAAGUUGCUGGUGAACGCAGCAGGCCAGGCAGCAUCUGUAGGAAGAGUAGCACAGUCCCACGACAGCGGCGAGAAAGGCGAACCAAUCAGAGACUGGAACGGGUUAUGUUUGGCAUCUGUCUUGUCCAAUGACACCGUCAGGGCUGCGGGUCCGGGGGAGUGCCGUUGGUCGCCUCUGCGCUAAAGACGUCACUUAGAUGAGCGAGACGAACGGCGGACGUCAUUAGUGCGCGCGGAACCGGAGAGACGUUUUGGUGCGGAUCGUCGAGGCGCGAUGUCGCUGGCAGACGAGCUGCUGGCAGACUUGGAAGAGGCGGCGGGUGAGGAUGCGGAGGAGACGUACGUCGACGAGGAGGAGGAUGGUGUGGCUGUCGAGGUGCUGGAGGAGGAGAUGCCCGAGGCAGAUGCCGACUCCAUCAAGAGCAUCGCUAAGCUGCGGGACAGCAAGCUGUUUGCAGACAUCAUUUCCAAAGUGGGCGAAUACAUUGGCAAGCAGCGUAAAACAGAAGUGACAGGCCCCGUGGAAUCAGAUCCAGAGUAUAAGCUAAUUGUGGAUGCUAAUAAUCUGACCGUGGAGAUCGAUAACGAGAUAAAUAUAAUCCACAAGUUUGUCCGGGAUAAAUAUUCCAAACGCUUCCCUGAGCUGGAGUCCCUUGUUCCCAGUGCACUGGACUACAUCCGCACAGUCAAGGAAUUGGGGAAUAAUCUGGACCGGUGCAAGAACAAUGAGAACUUGCAGCAGAUCCUGACCAACGCCACCAUCAUGGUGGUCAGUGUGACAGCGUCCACCACACAGGGACAGCUGUUGACGGACGGGGAGCUCUCCACUGUGCUGGAGGCCUGCCGCAUGGGUCUGGAGCUGAACCAGUACAAACACCAGAUCUACGAGUACGUGGAGUCACGCAUGUCCCUCAUCGCCCCCAACCUCUCUGUCAUCGUGGGGGCCUCCACCGCCGCCAGGAUAAUGGGGAUGGCAGGCGGCCUCACCAACCUGUCCAAGAUGCCAGCCUGUAACAUCAUGUUACUGGGCUCCCAACGUCGGAGUCUGUCUGGUUUCUCCAGCACCUCCGUCCUACCCCACACUGGACACAUCUACCACAGUGACAUCGUCCAGUCCCUACCCCAGGACCUGCGCAGGAAGGCUGCCCGACUGGUCGCGGGGAAGUGCACCCUGGCUGCACGGGUGGACAGUUUCCAUGAGAGCACGGAGGCGAAGGUGGGCUAUGACCUGAAGGAGGAGAUCGAGAGGAAAUUCGACAAGUGGCAAGAACCACCUCCAGUGAAGCAAGUCAAACCACUUCCCGCCCCUCUUGAUGGACAACGGAAGAAGAGGGGAGGGCGCAGAUAUCGUAAGAUGAAGGAGCGAUUGGGUCUGACUGAAAUCCGAAAGCAGGCAAACCGCAUGUGUUUUGGCGAGAUCGAGGAGGAUGCCUACCAGGAGGAUCUGGGAUUUAGCCUGGGAACACUGGGGAAAUCUGGAAGUGGCCGGGUGCGAGCCGCACAGGUCAACGAGGCAACCAAAGCGCGGAUCUCCAAGUCGCUACAGCGGACACUGCAGAAGCAGAGCGUGGUUUACGGGGGAAAGUCUACCAUCCGCGACCGCUCCUCAGGGACUGCGUCCAGCGUUGCCUUCACGCCAUUACAGGGCCUGGAGAUCGUGAACCCACAGGCAGCUGAGAAGAAAGUGGCCGAGGCCAAUCAGAAAUAUUUCUCCAACCUGGCCGAGUUCCUGAAGGUGAAGAGGGAGAAGGACGACGUUCUGCAGAACGGAGCUGCUGCUGACCGGUGAGGAAGCCCGCUGCCCACGGGCGAGGGAGCUGCUCCCUGACGGCAGCUCGGGGGCGAAGUUACUGGAGCUGAAACCUGUAGAGGGGAUGUAAAAUAUAUUACCCUCCCAAAGCACCCCUGACCCGCUCUUCACCACUCCUCCAUUCCUCGCUCAGAUUACUGUGGGAAGCGUUGAGGUGAGCCCAUUCUUGUGGUCAUUUUGUUCCUGGGGGAGAUGAGGGUGGGGGGAGCGUGUGAGGAACAAAGAUGCCGAAGUCUGUAACAAAGAUAGCUUUAUUG